Molecule: messenger RNA, 3931 nt
Organism: Osmerus eperlanus (European smelt)
Lineage: Eukaryota; Metazoa; Chordata; Actinopteri; Osmeriformes; Osmeridae
Gene: lrrn2
Product: leucine rich repeat neuronal 2
Exons: 2
Coding region: 511-3042 (843 amino acids)
Cellular component (GO): extracellular matrix
Molecular function (GO): protein binding
Source: RefSeq, a predicted model, not a curated record
AGAGAGGGAGGGAAGGAAGGAAAGAGAUAGGGAGACAGAGAGAGAGAGUGACAGAGAGAGAGCAAGAAAAGGAGGGACCAGUGCACAAAGACUCAGUAUGUGCAGUUUGUUCUUUUGCAUCAGAGGAAGGGACAGAGGGAAGAAGGACAUUUGAGCAAAAAAAUCUGGAUAUUCACAAAUGUGGCACAAGAAGGAGAAAACAUUCAUUUAGGAAGAGACCAUAGAGUGAGGGAACAGAAAACAGAAGGAGAGGCAGAGGAGUGAAGAAGAGGGGGAUGUAGCCAGACCUUGUGUCAUGUUCUGCUCUAAACUGAGAGCCCCAUCACCUCCACCUGCUGUCAGGAUGUAACAGCAACAGUCUACUUUCUACUAUCCACAGAGACCAACACACGAACAUCAGCCACACAACAGUAACUUCAACUCGCCUUCAGCAUUGCGACUGUCAGUAGACUUUAGAAUAAUCUAGAACAAACUCAGACUGUGUUUGUGUACUAACUCUGUACUGUAAGCAUGUGGAGGCCAACACCCAUUGUGUUGCAGUCUCAGCUGCUCCUGUUUGUGUGUAUGUGUGUGUGUGUGUGUGGGUUGGGUGCGGUGGUGAUUCAAUCCCUCCCAUGGCAUGUCUCCUGCCCGGGCCACUGUGUCUGUCAGAUCAAGCCUUGGUUCUCCCCUGAGUCUGUCUACUGUGAAGCUCCUACUGUCGACUGUAAUGACCUUCUGUUGACCAAGCUGCCCUCGGCCCUCCCUCACAAUACACACACCCUGCGCCUGCAAAGCAACCUCCUGUCUGCCUUAGACAGCACCGGGUUACAUACACUCCCCAACCUUACUGAGCUCGACCUCUCCCAGAACCACUUCAACAGUGUGAGAAGCCUGACACAGAGCCUGGCCCUGGCCUCUCUGCUCUCCCUGCAUCUGGAGGAGAAUCAGCUGACCCAUCUCCCCCUGAGUUCCUUUUUUUCCUUGCCUGCCCUUCAGGAGCUUUUCCUCAGCCACAACCGCCUACGGUCCCUGGCCCCUGGAGCCUUCACAGGCCUGGACUCCUUACUGCGUCUGCAUCUCAAUAACAACAGACUGACCUCCAUCGACCCACGCUGGUUCACGGCACUGCCCAGUCUGGAGGUGCUGAUGCUUGGGGGGAAUCCGGUGGAGGCCCUCCCUGAGCAGGGCUUCCAGGCCCUGGGCUCCCUACGGAGCCUGGUUCUUGGGGACAUGGGCCUGAAGGGGCUGCCUGAAGGAGCCCUAGAAGGGCUGGAUAACCUGGAGAGCCUGUCUUUCUAUGACAAUCUACUGACCAGUGUUCCCACUCAGGCUCUGAGGAGAGUAGCAGGGUUGAAGUUCCUGGACCUCAACAAGAACCGUAUUGGCCUGGUACAGACGGGAGACUUCAAGAAUAUGGUCCAUUUGAAAGAGCUAGGGCUGAACAACAUGGAGGAGUUGGUUUCCAUUGAGAAAGCUGCCCUGGAGAAUCUCCCAGAGCUCACCAAGCUGGAGAUCACCAACAACCCCCGUCUGUCCUACAUCCACCCCCAGGCCUUUCUUCAGCUUGGCAGGCUGGAGAGUCUGAUGCUGAACUCCAACUCUCUGACUGCCCUUCACCAACACACACUUCUAUCCCUGCCCAGCCUGCAGGAGGUCAGCUUACACUCCAACCCACUCCGCUGUGACUGUCUGUUCCGCUGGGUGGCUGGAGGCCACUCACACACAGACUCAGACACACACACACACCUGGAGGCACAGGCUGAUGCGCACACACCGCGAGCUGUGAGGUUCAUCCAGCCCCAGGCCACGCUGUGCUCUGAGCCUCCGGAACUGAGAGCCCGCAGGGUGAGGGAGCUGUCUUUGAGAGAGAUGUCUGCCUCUUGUCUUCCCCUGAUCCCACCAGGUCCCCUCCCCCCAUACAUGGGGGUGAGAGAGGGGGGGAGUCUGGUCCUGCACUGCAGAGCUCUAGCUGAGCCACAGCCUACUAUCUACUGGGUGACUCCCACUGGGCUGAAACUGGGACCUAACAUGAGCCACGCAGCCAACCACACGCCAGAACCGAGCCCCAUGCCUUCCCUUCAAGCCAGUCCAGCCAAGUCCCACCACCACAAACACACCCACCCUUCCGGUCAUGCUCAGGGGCUGUCCAUUGUCCCAGGCCCAGGUUCCUCCUCCCACUAUAACCUUCUCCCAGAGGGGACACUGCAGAUUGUCAGAGUGACGCCCAAGGAGGCAGGUUUAUACACCUGUGUGGCUGAGAAUGCGCUGGGUGCAGACACUCGCAGCGUCACUGUGGGCGUGCAUGGAAGGGGAGAGUGGAGGGAGGGCCCGGUGCCCUCCAGCCCGGUGCCUUCCAGCCCGGUGCCCUCCAGCCCGGUGCCCUCCAGCCCGGUGCCUUCCAGCCCGGUGCCCUCCAGCCCGGUGCCCUCCAGCCCGGUGCCCUCCAGCCCGGUGCCUUCCAGCCUGCAGGAGUUUCCAUUCCUCAAGUCAGCUGGGGGUUUACAGGUGAAGAAGGUAGGAGAACACUAUGCUGUUUUAACCUGGAUGACCGGCCACAACUUCCCCUUUGCCAAAUUAUCCUGGCACGCCACACACUCGGAUACACAGACACAUUCCACUCGUAUCCUAGCUGGCACACAAAGCUUCAACCUCACACAUCUGCAGCCGGGGACCCUCUACCGUGUGUGUCUGCACACGGAGAUCAGAGAGGGACCAAGACAGGCAGGGAGCAGGCAGAGAGACGGGAGCCCGCCCCAGUGUGUGUCCCUCAGGACUGUGGAGAACUCCAAGCCUUACGCUGACCUGACCCUAAGCCCAGAGCUGACCUCCACGGUCCUGCUGCUGCUCACCCUCACCCUGCUGCUGCUGGCCCUCCAAUCCUGGCAUGGGGAGCCCUGGGAGGGCAUGGAGAAACCCCACGGUGCCCUUCUACAGGAGGUCCAAGGUCAUGAGGCGAUCCCAGAGGUCAAAGUUGAAAAGAAGAAAUGCUCAGCCAAUCAGACACCAGAGAGCUCUGACCAGCCUGGACAAGAAGAGAAAGGGUUGCAACAGCCUGUGUAAUGUUGAGACACACAUGCAGCAACACACACACAUGUACACAAGUACACAAGGAAAGUUAUUACUUUCAAAUAAAUUACUUGGUGGAUGGCACCAGAGAUGGUAUCCAGUAUGACAUAGUAAGAGAUUUGUAUUUAUUUUACAUAUGAAUAUAUAUUCUCAUUCUUUGUUUGUGUAACAAGAUGUAUAAAGAAGGAUUUUCCAAAACAUGCUACAAACCAGAGAUCAGCAGACCAUCUGUCUGUAUUUGACAUCCACAGGACCUAUCCCCGGCAAAGGCCUGAGCUGACAUUGCAGAAUAAGCCUGGGUCACACUGAACAGUGACUGAGAGCUACCGAACUAUGAACCAAUCCCAGACUGAAUAUAUAGGCCUACUGGUAUCUAUGAAGGUUACAGUAGGUUUCAACUAUCACAACUGGCAUGGAUGUGGCUAAACUGUCAGUUACUGUGAUGUACAGGAAAUCUUUUUUUCUCUCAAUCUUCACAUGCAAACUGGUAGAGCAGUCUGUGUUUUUGUUCCUCUUGCUGUGAAAACAGUCUUUGUAACCUGUGAUGUGUGCACAAAGGAUGAGACAGGAGGUUUCUCAGUGGUAACAGAGAUGGACCCUCUCGGGUCCACUUUCUGAGUUCACAGAGCAGACUCUCUCUUCUUCCAUCCUAUUCUAACCACUCCAUCCAGCCUUGCAUCUUCAAACAGAGACACAUUCUCCGAAGUGCAUCAUUACACACACUUCAUGCGCCUUCUGGGUCUUGCACAUCCAAGAAGUCGAUGUGAAUAACCUGUCUAGCUUUUAUGACACUUUUAUUUGGUCUUAAAUUCUGCAGUACAAUCUAGAUUCCUUUACCCAUAAGUAUUCCCUCUUUCAAAAAUGAUAUGUAUAUAUAUGACUG